Momordica charantia (bitter melon) is the source of this 714-nucleotide messenger RNA. NCBI's taxonomy places the organism in Eukaryota, Viridiplantae, Streptophyta, Magnoliopsida, Cucurbitales, Cucurbitaceae. The record is from RefSeq and is a predicted model, not a curated record.
AUGACAUCAAGAGGAAAGUCUCAUGACUCACAAGAAGAAAGAGACAAAGCCAAUGUGAGCAAUGAAAGACUUAAAGAAGCUCAAAUCCAAACCUUUGCAAGGUUCACACAAAGGCUUGAAGACCUAACCGAAUCCUUGCAAAUGAUGAACACAUGUGUUCAAGGAUUGGAAAGGCAACAAAGAAUGCCACACCGAAGGAGACCAAUGAGUUCAAGAGAGAUAUCUGACGGUCCUCCAAGAAAAGCAUACAUUGGCCAAGGAAGAAGAAGAUUCCAACAACACCGAGAGAGGCCAAGAAGAGAAAACUACCAUGGGAGCAUCAAGUUGAAAAUUCCAACCUUCCAUGGAAAGUCUACACCCGAAGAGUUUGAAUCAUGGGAAAAGGAGAUUGAGUUAGUGUUUGCAUGCCACAAUUAUGAUGAUGGCAAGAAGGUAAUUCUCGUACUCACUCAUUUUAAAGAUUAUGCACUAACUUGGUGGGAUAAAGUGAUGGCUCAUAGAAGGAGGAACCAUGAAAGACCCAUAGCUUCUUGGAUAGAGUUUAAGGAACUCGUGAAGAGAAGAUUUGUGCCACCACACUACCAUAGAGCAAAUUCAAGGAAACUUAAUAAGCUCUAUCAAGGCACCAAGGGAGUUGAAGACUACUACAAGGAGAUGGACAUGUUGAUAAGCCGAUUGCAACUAGAGGAAGAUAAGAAGACCACUAUAGCUUGA